GCUUUGCUGGAGGUGGGAGCAGCAGCAAAUCUCUGGCCCAGAUCCAGGCUACGGAUUCCAGGAUUCUGUAAGUACCUUAGGAGCCAGGCCUGGGCAGGAGGAGCCAGGAGAAUGGCUACAAUGACUUCAGCAGUACUAGUGGACAUACAAGAUGAAGUGACCUGCCCCAUCUGCCUGGAGCUCCUGAAGGAACCCCUGAGCAUAGACUGUGGCCACAGCUUCUGCCAAGCCUGCAUCACAGAGAACAGCAAGGAAUCGCAGAUCGGCCAAGAAGAAGAAAGCAGCUGUCCUGUGUGCCAGACCAGCUACCAGCUCAGGAACCUGCGGCCUAAUCGGCACCUGGCCAACAUAGCGGAGAGGCUCAGAGAGGUGGUCUUGGGCUCAGGGGAGCCGCUGAAGGUGAUUCUUUGUGCGAACCAUAGAGAGAAACUCCAGCUCUUCUGUAAGGAGGAUGGAAAGCUGAUUUGCUGGCUUUGCGAGCGGUCUCAAGAGCACCAUGGUCACCACACGUUCCUCAUGGAGGAGGUUGCCCAGGAGUACCAGGAGAAGUUCCAGGAGUCUCUGAAGAGGCUGAGGCAAGAGCAGCAGGAAGCUGAGAAACUAAAAGCUGUGAUCAUAGAGAAGAGGACAUCCUGGAAGAAUCAGAUGGAACCUGAGAGACACAGGAUCCAAAAAGAGUUUAAUCAGUUGAGAAGCAUCCUGGACAAAGAGGAGCAGCGGCAACUGAAAAAACUGGAAGAGGAAGAGAGGAAGGGGCUGAAUAUUAUGGAAGAGGCAGAGGAUGAGCUGGCCCACCAGAGCCAGGCACUGAAGGAGCUCAUCUCAGAUCUGGAGCAUCGGUGUCAGGGGUCCACAGUGGAGCUGCUGCAGGAUGUGAGUGAUGUCACGGAAAGGAGUGAGUACUGGGCUCUGAAAAAACCAGAAGAUCUCCCCACCAAGCUGAAGAGUGCAUUUCGGGCCCCAGAUCUGAAAAAGAUGCUACGAGUGUUCAGAGAGCUGACAGAUGUCCAAAGCUACUGGGUGGACGUGACUCUGAAUCCACACACAGCUAAUUUAAAUCUUGUCCUGUCUAAAAACCGGAGACAGGUGAGAUUUGUGGGCGCCGCUCUGUCUGGGUCUCAUCUGGAAGAGCACUAUGACUGCGGCGUCCUGGGCUCGCAGUAUUUCUCCUCUGGAAAACAUUACUGGGAAGUGGAUGUGGUCAAGAAGACUGACUGGAUCCUGGGCGUGUGCAGUGAUGCCGUGGGAUCUCCAUUCUCUGUCAACCAGUUUUUGAACAAUCGCAAUGUUUACUCCAGAUAUCAACCUCAAAAUGGCUACUGGGUGAUUGGGUUGCACCAUAAACAUGAAUAUAGAGCCUAUGAGGACUCUUCCAGUUCCCUGCUCCUCUCCAUGACGGUGCCCCCUCGCAGGGUUGGGGUUUUCGUAGACUAUGAGGCCGGCACUGUCUCCUUUUUUAAUGUCACAAACCACGGCUUUCCCAUCUACACCUUCACUAAAUAUUACUUUCCUACCACUCUUUGCCCAUAUUUUAAUCCUUGCAACUGUGUAGUCCCAAUGACCCUGCGUCGCCCAAGCUCUUAAACAUUCUGCUGCCCUCACCCACACCUGAGCAGUAGCCUUUGAGGCUCAU
Myotis brandtii (Brandt's bat) is the source of this 1633-nucleotide messenger RNA. It is a transcript of the gene TRIM6, whose product is annotated as tripartite motif containing 6. The record is from RefSeq and is a predicted model, not a curated record. NCBI's taxonomy places the organism in Eukaryota, Metazoa, Chordata, Mammalia, Chiroptera, Vespertilionidae. Bases 112 to 1584 code for a protein of 490 amino acids. The transcript is spliced from 8 exons. Gene Ontology annotation, molecular function: zinc ion binding; protein binding.